GGAGGCGUGAGUGAGGAAGGCUAUAAGACUUCUCUGCCUUUGUUCCAUCCCUUCUGUGGAUGAGACUGACUUCUGUCAACAUGACUACCCCUCUGUUCAUCGCUCUGUCUGUCCUGGCUGUGCUGGCCCUUGGGUCAUGUCUACCUAUCUUUCCUGAGGAGCAGCCCUAUGUGGAGCGUGCUGGUAUCCAAUACAACGCUAGGCCUUACACCUCCUUCCUCACUGUGCCCAAUGGAGAGCAGUUUGGGAACUGGACCUGGCCCGAGAUGUGUCCCGACAAGUUAUUCGCUGUUGGGUUCAUGCUCCGAGUAAGCAAGUGCUCCUUCAUAUAUUUCAAACACAUCUACCAGUUUGGAUAGCAUUUCUUUCAAUUAGAGUCAAUUCAGGGAUUACAUUUCAGUCCUCUGUGGUCAAAAUGCCUAUUUUCGAAUACCCCAUUUUUCUACUCAAUUCAAAUCAUACAUUUGUUUGAAUCCAAAUGUAUUUGUGGUGUUGAGCCGUUACCAAACAUGAUCAGCACAGUUGUGUAUUACGAGACCAUUCUUCUUCUGUUUGAGCUAGUGCUAGCAUAUGUCCAUUAACCUUCUCUCAGGUGGAGCCCGAACAGUACGGUCUGGACGACACUGCCCUGAAUGGCAUUCGCUUGAUCUGCGCUAAAGACAAAGAUAGGAGCUUCUUGUACACAAUUGAGUCUCACACUGGAUUGUAAGUACAGACUAGAACAACGUGCCUCAUAUCGACCUAUCACAUUGCUCAAUUUCCUUUUAAGAUACAGGUUUAACUGUAAAAGUGCAUUUCAAACUAGAGUGAGGAUGACAAAUAACAACAUGCCUCUUAUCGUCCUAUUUCAUUGCUCAAAGUAGACACAAAUGGACUUAUCAGUUAAACCCAGAAUCUUCAAACUGCGGUGAUAUGACAUGUUAUUCAGAAGGCGAGGUCAGUAAAGAUGCAUCAAAGCUGGGACCGAGAGACUGAAAAACAGCUUCUAUCUCAAGGCCAUCCGACUGUUAAACAGCCAUCACUAGCACGUUAGAGGCUGCUGCCUAUAGACAUAGACUAGAAAUCACUGGCCACUUUAAAGAAAUGGAACACUAGCCACUUUAAUAAUGUUUACAUAUCUCGCAUUACUCAUCUCAUAUGUAUAUACUGUAUUCUAUACUAUUCUACGGUAUCUUAGUCACUUUAAUGUUUACAUAUCUGCAUUACUCAUCUCAUAUGUACAGUGAGGGGAAAAAAGUAUUUGAUCCCCUUCUGAUUUUGUACGUUUUCCCACUGACAAAGAAAUGAUCAGUCUAUAAUUUUAAUGGUAGGUUUAUUUGAACAUUGAGAGACAGAAUAACAACAACAAAAUCCAGAAAAACGCAUGUCAAACAUGUUAGAAAUUGAUUUGCAUUUUAAUGAGGGAAAUAAGUAUUUGACCCCCUCUCAAUCAGAAAGAUUUCUGUCUCCCAGGUAUCUUUUAUACAGGUAACGAGCUGAGAUUAGGAGCACACUCUUAAAGGGAGUGCUCCUAAUCUCAGCUUGUUACAUGUAUAAAAGACACCUGUCCACAGAAGCAAUCAAUUACCCAAAACACACACCCAAGGCAACAAAGGAGUGGCUCAAGAAGCAGCACAUUAAGGUCCUGGUGUGGCCUAGCCAGUCUCCAGACCUUAAUCCCAUAGAAAAUCUGUGGCAGGAGUUGAAGGUUCGAGUUGCCAAACGUCAGCCUCGAAACCUUAAUGACUUGGAGAAGAUCUGCAAAUAGGAGUGGAACAAAAUCCCUCCUGAGAUGUGUGCAAACCUGGUGGCCAACUACAAGAAACGUCUGACCUCUGUGAUUGCCAACAAGGGUUUUGCCACCAAGUACUAAGUCAUGUUUUGCAGAGGGGUCAAAUACUUAUUUCCCCCCUUAAAAUGCAAAUCAAUUUAUAUAACAUUUUUGACAUGUGUUUUUCUGGAUUUUUAUUGUUAUUCUGUUUCUCAAUGUUCAAAUAAAUCUACCAUUAAAAUUAUAGACUGAUCAUAUCUUUUUCAGUGGGCAAACGUACAAAAUCAGCAGGGGAUCAAAUACUUGUUUCCCUCACAUACUGUAUUCUAUACUACUCUACUGUAUCUUAGUCCAUGCCGCUCUGACAUCGCUUGUCUAUAUGUAUAUAUUCUUAAUUCAUUCCUUACUUAGGUUUGUGUGUAUUGGGUAUAUGUUGUGAAAUUGUUAGAUAUUACUUGUUAGAUAUUACUGCACUGUCGGAGCUAGAAGCACAAGCAUUUCGCUACACCCGCAAUAACAUCUGCUAAACACGUGUAUGUGACCAAUAAAAUGUGAUGUGAUUUAUUCCAUGUCACGUUUUUACUCUCUACAUAAUUUGCCUCUUUUCUCUCUCCCUCUGUCUCACAGCUAUUGGUCAAAGCUCAUUCCAGACUGCUGUGAUGGUCAAAUAUUAUCCAUGUCACAUCUUCCCUCUGUUUGCCUCUCUAUCUCCACACCCCUCUUCCUCUCCCAGCUAUGGUGACUGAUCGGACCCACAGUAUUGCCCCAGGGGUGUGCUGACUUCCUUCCAGCUGCGUGUGGAGCACCACCAGGGUCUGUUCGGUAACGACACAGCCGCCAACAACAUCAGGUUCCGCUGCAGCAGCAACCCCACCCUCACAGGCGCCGGCCUGGACUACGGUGAGUACAGCCUCUGGAGCCAGGAUUGUGGCGACGGAGGAAUCUGUGGCAUCGAGACCAAGAUGGAGGAAUACCAGUACGGUCUGGAUGACUCCUCUCUCAAUGACGUGCGCUUCCACUGUUGCGCCAAACUCCAGCAGGUGAGAUAAGACGAUUGUGAUACCGGAGCAUUUAUCAUAGAGGGUCUGAAUGAGUUGGUCUUGUGUAUGAUAUUGAUAUCACGGCAGCUCUGGAACACUAAAAAAGUAUAUCACUAAUUUUCUAACCCUGUUUUUUUGUCUUAUCCUCACAGUAAUCAUCUGAGAGAGACACCUCUUUUGGACCAGUCUCAACCAACCAACCUAUCAGCCCAGACCGGUCAACACACAGGCUCUGACCCAUGGUCCAUUCAAUGCAAUCUACACCCAAUACCUGAAUCUACCACUGGUUCAAACCUAAUAAAUCAUUCAACUGUCUCUUUUAUGUUUCCUUUGUUCAGUGAGGCUGAAACAAAUUACAUAUCACCUACUGAAUAUAACCCACUCAUCUAAGCUUAAGAUCCCCUCUAGAUCUCUCCACAAUACGCACUGAAAUCCUCAUCAGCAUGAGAAGAGCAUGUUUUCAUAGAGCGUCUCUAAUGAACCAAUAAACUCAAAGCAAAGUCAUAACAAAGAUGUGCUCACAAAAUGGAGGUGCUGACACACGCAUUUCUCCUCCUGGAAAGGGAGCUAAUUAAGAAAUGACAAGGGUUAUUAAUUAAUUUACAGUUUAAAGGCCUGACGGCGUCCGAUAAGGCGGCGAUUGGCAUUCACAGAGGUAAUUGUGUUAAUGUGUGACUUUAUCAAGCAGCGCAGUAAUGGUUUUCACCAGAUACUCAAACAUGAGGCAUACUGAUAAUGACCCAUAAUUCACUGCUCUGGACUUUCUCUUUUAUCCUAAUGAGUGAACUUCUGGUGAACUCAAGUUAAGUUCAAAGUGUACUUGUUGAAGGUGAGGAACAUUUUGUUAAUUUAUUGGCCUCCUGGUACACAAUACUUUCAUUUAGUGUGGGUUAGAUUAGAGUGUGAUAGUAAAGAGUGAUGAUUGGUAAUCUAUAUAGGUAUGUUGAUACUUUGAAAGAGUCCUUAUAAGACCAUGAAGUGUUUUAAUGCAGACACAAAAUAUGCAUUUCUUUGCUGAAUCAUAAGCAGCAUCAGAGGUAGGUAAAUCCAACCAGGUGACUGGCAUGAUCGCUAGAUGGCAGUGUUAUCUUAGAGGUAAACUGACAUUUACGUCAUUUAGCAGACGCUCUUAUCCAGAGCGACUUACAGUUAGUGAAUACAUAUAUAUAUUUUUUUAUACUGGCCCCCCAUGGGAAUCGAACCCACAACCCUGGCGUUGCAAACGCCAUGCUCUAUCAACUGAGCUACAUCCCUGCCGGCCAUUCCCUCCCCUACCCUGGACCAAUUGUGCGCCGCCCAUGAGUCUCCAGGUCGCGGCCGGCUGCGACAGAGCCUGGAUUCGAACCAGGAUCUCUAGUGGCACAGUUAGCACUGCGAUGCAGCGCCUUAGACCACUGCGCCACUCAGGAGACAUAAAGUUGCCAUCCAUAAAGUUACCAUCCAUCCACUGACAUGGUUCAGUGGAUGGAUGGUAUGACAGAACCAACUAGGUAAAAAAAAAACAGUAUACACAGUGUAGAUGAACAGAAAUGAUUAAGUGAUCUGAUGGCGUAGACAGUUUUUGUGUGUCCUCUUACAGUUUGCAGUAAAUCAAUUAACCUUUAUGGCCCUCUGGGCCCAGAAUGGUAUGCCUUGAAUUAACCUUGGCGUAUCAUUAUACAAAUAUAAAGAUUUAGUCUGAUAAAUUCCCAUCUUAAUACAAGAUUAUACAAAAUCUCCAGACAAUCAGUAUGCCACAUUCAGCAGUUUUAUCCCAAACCCAACAUCAGCUCAGGUCUUAGUGGUAAACCCCAUGGGCCACAGUGCUUUAGGCCUAAGUACAGUUGUUCAAGACUAGAACUGCAGGCUUGAAAUGAGGAUUUUUGACAUGCUCUAGUGGUCCACCUAGUCCCCUUGGUCAUUUAAUAGCUAUUAACGCUUCCAGUAGUGGACAAAAUGGAUAUGAUGUGGUUGUGGUGGCAUAGCCCUCAUUAUAAUGACCCUGUCCUCCCCAGGGCUCCUAG
This is a messenger RNA of Coregonus sp. 'balchen', 4793 nucleotides long. NCBI's taxonomy places the organism in Eukaryota, Metazoa, Chordata, Actinopteri, Salmoniformes, Salmonidae. The record is from the annotation of a GenBank genome assembly.